Porites lobata is the source of this 15115-nucleotide messenger RNA. The record is from the annotation of a GenBank genome assembly. Lineage: Eukaryota; Metazoa; Cnidaria; Anthozoa; Scleractinia; Poritidae.
CCAGCUACCCAACUAAAGAUGGCGGAUGAAACAUCCACUGGAAAUCGACUGUGGAAUCUUCAGGAACGCUUGAAGCAGGAGCGACUGUUUGUCAACAAGGAAAAAGCCGAAAUAUCGAACCUCAAUGCAGAAAUACUGUCGAGCUGUGAAAGGCUUUAUCACUUGUCGUGGACAACCCGGCAACAAUGGAAGAUAGUGCAGCGGCUAAGGGCUUCACCCGAAGAAUGUGGCCAAGCAGUAAAUCGGCUGGAUUCAGCACGUUUUGUUGACGCUUCAAGGCAUCUUGGCUACUUGGAGUCAAAGUAUUGGGAUUUUUUAAGAGGUCUGAGAGAAAAUCCCUCCCUUGUAGCGUCGACUUUGGCGUACGCCGACAAAAUCAAUUUAGACACUUCACAGCUGAUUCGAUUGUUGUUGAAUUCUCUGUAUGGUAACUGUUUGCUUCCUCAGGAUGAAAACUAUGUUUUAUCGCUUAUGAAACGCUUGAUCGAGCUUAAAGUCUCGGGAGACGAAGGGCCCGAAAAUUUCUUUCAGAAUCACAGGAAUUCUUUUACGUUACUCUUCGGGAUUUUAGUAGAGAGCUUAUUCUCCACGAAGUUGUACCUGACUGCUGCCUUGCAUGCACCUAUCAUGCAGGUUCUGUCCGAUGAUUCCCUCCUCAAGCAACGAUUGCCAGUUAAAUGUACCAAAUUUGUGGAAAACCUCCAGUCCAAACUGUACUGUUUUCCUCAAAGCCUUCGCUGGAUCGUUUGUCAGUUUUUCAACACCGUAUCAUUAAGUGGUAAGGUCAAUGAAAAAGAAGCAAGAUCCAUGGUACUAAAGCUCUUGUUUGAUUUCCUCGUGUGCCCUGCAAUCAUUAGACCCGAGCAGUUCGGCAUCACCUCCGAUGUCCAAAUCAGCGAAGUAGCAUUGCAGAACCUGCAACAGAUUGCUUCUUGUUUGCUUUGCGGCUGUUCGACGGAAAGUGCUGAAAGUGCAAGAUCUUUAGACUUAUUCUCAAGAAUCGACCCUGUAAGUAUUUACUUCAGCUUGCGGUUUUAUUUUUUACACAGAUUUCUGUUUGUGCUUAUUUUAAAGUCUAAUACCUUAGCAAUACUAGUUGAUCCAUAAACUGGUACACAAAUUAGAUAAGAUUCAAUUUUAUUCAUGAUCAUUCUGCAAAAACAGGUCAUUAAAAAAAAUACAUCUGAACAAAUUAAUAUUCUGUGGAGGAAGUUAUAUUAAGGUGAUAAACUAAGCAGUAACGUUAAGGAAGUCUCGAUCUUUUUACCCAAGAACUGCAAAAAAAAAUCUUACUGGUAGAACUCUGUCUAAAAAUGAAUUUGAUGUCUGAUUUUCCAACAUUUUUUUGAAGGUUGACCUUACCUAGACUGUUAUUUCAAAGUUGCCAAAACAGGCACGUUCACAAUUUGUUUUUAAAAAAAAUACUUCAAUCACACCAGAAUUAAUUUCUCUUACAAAUUUAGUGAGCCCAGAUGGUUUAAAAAAGCUGAAGGACACUCAGACAAUAGUUUUAAUAAAAUAAUAGGGAUUAUUUUGAAUUGAUAGGGCUACUGUAGCUCAUACAUAGUACCAGCUCAACAGGCUCAAACAGAGAUUUUUUGUGACUUAAGUUCAGGGCCCCAUUGUUCAAAGACCGAUUAGCGCUAACCCGGAGUAAAAUUUUAGUCCGGAUUUCUUUUUCUUUCAUUCAAAAGCAUUUUCUCCAAUAAUUUCUCUAUUCUUUUUAGAGCAUCCAAUCAUCAAAUUGAAGAGAAAAAGAAUUAAAAUGAAUUUCUGCCUUUAGCUUUCAUAUCUGAAUUCAAAUUCCCCACUAACCCUGGGUUAUCUCAACCCAGCUUUGAACAACCCAGUCCAGGAAAUUAAUUUUAGAAAUAGUAACCUCUUAGAACAUAUUAAUGUCAGUCACUUGUGUAAAAUAGUGGCUAUCUCAUGGGUCACCUGAGCUACUCUUUACAAUCUUUUGUUCGACAGAAGAUCUUUCUAUUUUUCACUAGGCCAGGAAAGGAAGCUUUUCGAAGCAAGACUGACAAGUAUAUCUUGCUGUUUUGUAGCGACCUUUCUCUUCUGUCACCUUUUGUUUUCAUAGGCAUGCAUUACGUCAUAUUUAGAUGCUGUGCUGGAAAACAAAACAGAAGUUGCAGAUCUUCCUAUUCAAAAGACACUUCCUGGUCUAACCCGUAACUCAGUUCUAAUCACAGAGAAUGAACUCCAUGCCUUGGUAAGUACAUACAUGUAUGUGUUGAAGUUAAUUUUUUAUUUCAGUUAAUUUUUAUUUUUCCACUGUUUUGGGGUAUGGUAAUGUAUGCUAAUGAAUUUAAAACAAAGGAAAAACAAAAAUUAACUGAAAUUAAAAAUUAAUUGCAACAUAUGUAUUACAGAAAGCAGUUUAUUUUUGGUGUAGUCAAAAGUUAGAGUAGGAGGGAAUCCCCCUUUGAUGUGUUCUUAUCGUAUGUUCCAGUCUGAAAUCAUAUGGAUAUAGGUUGAGUACAAGGCACCUUGAAUGGAACCUUGCAGUCUCAUUCCUGCCCUUCCCCUGUGUACACAUCUGGCAUGAUGAAAUUGGGAUCAAUAAUCUCUUAUCAGUUCUGAGUCUCUCCGUGUUUUUUUAGUUACCAAAAUUAUUUAGCUUCAGACUUUACUUAUUACUAGACCAAAAGUUUUCUUGCUAUCAAACCACAAGUGGGUAAAGGCACAUUCUAUAAGUUUUAAGAGCAAGUGGUAAAACCCUGAUUGCUGGAUGUGUUGCAUGUGCCAGUAUGAGAUUUAUUUCUGUGCUGGUAUCAUUCCAUUCUCUGCAGACCAUCCCAUAAGACUUUUUGUACAACUUAGUAAAACUAACUUAUUUCAAUAAAAAUUUGUCUGUUUCAAAGACGAGCUUUUUAAGGAUGGUUGAGCACAGUGAAGACCACAGGAUUAUCGUCAACCACAAAGAGUUGAAAGAGUUACUGGUUAACUUGCCUCCCCAACCUGACAUCCUUGAGGCCACGCCCCCUAAAGAUCGGCUCAAAGAUGUGGCAAGUAAUGACUCUGCACCAGAGCAAAGUCCAAAGCCACCAAAACGACGACAUUUUAAAAAGAAAGAUAAACAGUCUCACAAGCAAAGUCUACGUGAAGUUCAAGCAGGGGAAACGGAGGGCAAACUUGAAACAAGGCAGACGUCACAGUUUAAUCCACCAGCUGUUGUGAACAGAUCUGAAGAGUUCAAGAAAGAGUUUCUCAGGAGGUUACCUUUUCUGUUUCAAGAAGGGGAAGAUGUCCUAGUAAUUUCUCUUGGUUAUUCAUCCAUUGAUUGCCCCGGAAUGCUCUCUGAAGAGAAGGUAAUGAUAAUAAGUUAGGUGAUAUUAGUGAAUUGAAGCAGGGUCCUCAAUUGAAUUUUGUACAGCCAUUGCUGUGCAACAUACUAACAGGUGUAACCCAUGGUCAGCUUUUCAGCCAGCACGUUUCGCAUGUGGAAAGAAGACAUCUGCAAGAGGCCUCGGCUGAAAUGUACAAAUUCAAUAAUUUUAUGUCGGCCAUGUUUCAAUGUUGCAGAAACAUUGCAAUGCACAACAAUUGUUUGGUCAUUCUGUGGUCUGAUGACAGGCUAUUCAUUCCAACAACUAAAACCAAAGAAAGGUACAUUGCAAAAGCAACUAACAGUCAAUACUUUACAUGUAGUCAUUUACUCAAAAAGUCAUUCCUUUAUUUGAAUUUAAUAGACAAAAUUGAUCCACUGGUCAAUGGGUUUUGACAGCCAUAAUGCUAACUGAGAUACCCAUGACAGGUGUUAUGGGUUACAGGUUCAUUUAAGAACCCUGUGGAGUACAGUUAUUUGAAGAUUUGAAAAAAUGGCUUAAUAGUGAAUUUUCCUUGGUAAAAGGAAUCAAAAGUUGACAAUAAAGUAUUUAAGAACUAGCCCUUUGUCAGAAUGAAUCCCACUUUGAUGAACAACAAAUGCUAUGGAGUGUUGGCUUUUGAAUUGUUUCAUAGUGGCCAAUAAUAUUUAUCAAUACUCUAUUCAAUACAGUUGAUAAAUUGAUUUUUUGCAUCAAUCCCCUACUGAUGUAGCACUACGAUUUGGUACUUAAUACAUAAAUUCAAGGUAAAUAUGCUGGUAAUUAGCCAGUGAUAAUAAAAUUUUAAAGUUACGCACUGCUUGUGGUUUACGGUAAUUUAUUUUCUGCUAUGUUGUGGCAAUUUGUGCUUAAGAUAGUGAGUUGACACUUGAUACACUUAAGCUGCAGCAGUGCUAUGGGUGCUUUACCGAAUAACUACAACUUUUUGUUGUUCAGGUCCUUGGCAUUAAAAAUCCAAAGAAUGAGGUAAAAACAGAUAACUCAUUCAGAAAGAGAAGCAGUUCAAAGUCAACCCAAUUCUACAAGGAAAUAAAGUCUGUAAUGAGGAAGGAGAGCCUGGAUUAUCGUUCUGAUCAUGGAAGUGGUGAUGUCACUGUCAAGGGUGAUCCAGCCUCUUUGGUUUCUACUAAUGUUGGUGCAAAUGUACCAGAGCCUCUUCAUCCAGUGAUGGUAGCAGGGAUGGACCAUUUUGAUUUGCUGCACAACAACAUCAAAGAUAGUUUUACAGGAGCAGAUGUGCAUGCAGCACCGGAUGUGUUAGUGAGGACAAAUGGCACGCAUGCUGGGAGUGUUGAUUUGAUUGAUUUUGGUACAGAAAUAACACCUGCAUUCCGCGAUCAGCCUGAAGGAAGCCGAGAUAGUGCUAUCAGUACCAGCAGUAGCACCCGUUUGAGUUCUUUCAGUAGCAAUCGUAGUAGUGGGUUUGAGUUUAGCAGGGGUAGCAGCCAUUUUGAAGUAGGCCAUGACGAUAUAACGGAAGAAGAUUCUGGUUUUGACCUUCUUAGUGCUGAACGCAUAGAUUCACCCAGUUCUGGAUUUCGCCCUCGUUCCAGGGAGGUAGCUGAUGGAGUGAAAAGACUAAGUGCAGUAAGCCGUCAUGGAAGCACAAGUAGUGGGACAAUCACUGGUGCUCAAGGUGAGGGAUCCAAUCGUGAUAGUCAGGCAAGCUUUUUGAGUUUCAGCGAUGAUUUUCCAGCACAAAGUGGGUCCUCCAGUGCUGCUGAUGACGAUCGAGAGACAACUCAGUCAGGAAAGAAAACUUCUCGUGCUGCUUCCUUUAAACGCCGGUUCAAAAGAAAGUCCAAAAUUUCAAAAGGCUCCUUCAAUGGCGAGGAUGAUUUCAGUGAGCUCAGUGGUAAAAAGGACAAAGGUUUCUUCAAAAUAAUGAAGAAGGGACGCUCAGAGAAGGAUCAGAAAGCAUCCAAGACAAGUGGUGAAAGGGUGUAUGAGAAACUGGCCGAGAAAACACUUGAUGCAUUAGACAUUGAUGUUGAGGUGAAAACUACAAAAGGUAAAUUAAAUCUUGAUGGAAUAAAAAAGAUAUAGGUUCAGUGUUGGUGACCUGUGGCUAAGGCCCGGGGUGGGGGGACUCCCAUUUGAAACAGACGGGGAUGCUCGUCGUCUCGCUUAGGGGUGUAAAUUUUGGAUUUUGGUCUCGCUUGGGGUGUUCCGGGCAAAGCACCAAUAUUUUAAGCUGCCAAGGUCUCGUUUAGGGUUCCAUGAAGAAACACAGAAUUAUGGGAAGAGAAACAGAAGUCAAUUUUCUUUUUAACUUUGUUUGUUAUGUCUUUAUAUCAUUAAAACUCAUUGCAUGUCGUAUUUGUGUGUUUUUAAGCGGUCUCUUUUAGGGGUCAAAAUUUGCUUAAGCCACGCCCAGAUUGGUCUCCUUUAGGGGUCACAAAAAGCUUGAGCCACGCCCAGAUGGUCUCCUUUAGGGGUUAAAUUCAAAAUUUCCGAUGAGCAUCCUCGUCUGUUUCAUAUGGGAGUCCCCCCCUCCCCCCCCCCCCGGGGGCUAAGGGUGUCAAAGACACCACAAAAAUAAAGUAAUUAAUAAUACAGUUAAUCCUCUGUGUGGGACCACCCCUUAUAUAAGCGACCACCUGUUUUAAGACACCAAAAUUUUCCCAUCCAAACCCUAUUUCUGGAACCUGCUGAGUAAAUGAUGAUCUCUGAUGAGAAACUACUUUCACUUUUGGGGUAGCCUCUUUUGCAGCUGCUUGAGCCGAAGUUACUCAGUGCUUCGUGUCGCCACGUUUACUUUUGGGGGUGUUGGUUUUAUAAUAUUACUGUUUCAAACCUUUUCUAAGCUUGUCACGUAACACAUUGUCUGAUCUCUUUAUUCGCUGUGGACGUGGCUACUCAGGGCAUAUGUCACAGGUCAAAUUUGAUUUCGGAUUAAAAUUUUUCAACUUAGGUUGAUUCUUAAUUUCCUUUGUCUUCUAGGACUAGGACUAAGUAACAGAUUCCCAAUAUUGGAUAUUUUAGUGUAUCUAAAGAAUACCCACAAAAAUCCCAAAUUUGGCAAAGUGAGACAAGUCCCAAGCAGGGAAUUCCCAACCAAGUUCCCUGGUUGGGACUUGUCUCACUCUUCCAAAUUUGGGAUUUUUGUGGGUAUUCUUUAAUUACCCUGAAAUAUCCAAAAAUGGGAAUCUGUUAUUUUUUCCUGUGCAUUUGGUUUGAUGCUCAUAAGCAACCGUUUCCUGUAAGUGACCACCACUAAUUACCACCACUCAAACUGCGAUUUUGGCUGGGUGCUUUUAAGUGUAACCAAAAAAUUAUUUGAUAUGUAAUGUAGAAAUUCUGUUACUUUUGUAAUAGACAUAGAAAUGAUUAUAGAAAAGUACACAGCAAAAAAGACAACCGGGCCAGGACCGUCAGCUCCAGCAGCGAAUGAUGAUGAAGAAGAUGCUGGUGAGGAACAGGAUGAUUUCGUUGAUGAAGAAGAGAGGUUUGAAAACUCAAAAAGGAAACUCAGGAUGGUGCUAUGCCAAGCAGACUUUCAAAAUCUUCCAUUGCUUCAUCCUGAUAACAGAGUUCCAGAUAUAAAGUAGGUUUUCAACUCCAGACUGAUAUUAUUUUUUUAUUAUAUAAACACCAAUGAAAUACCAAGUGAGCUUUCACACGAAAACUUGGUAUCUUCACAUGUGAAAAUAUCACCAUUGCUAUGGCUUCAUAAUAAACCACACCUUUCAGACCGAAAAACUAUUUAAGUAAAAUGGUUUGGUAUUUCAUUGGUGUUUAUAUAAUAAAUAAAACAUUACAUGGUCGCUUGGAGAUACAAAAUUUCUCUUCUCGUGUUGAAAAAAAUAUUUCACUCCUUCACUGCGCACACUUAUGAAAUAUUUUUCAACACUCGAAGAUAAAUUUUGUAUCUCUGUUCGGGCGUGUAAAAUCCUCUAUAUCUUACCUUAUUGGUCAGUACUUAAUUUUACGCGAACUUAAAUACCCACAAAUAAAGAUUCUCGUGAAAUUCAAACACAGGUAGGCAGGCAGGGAAACACUUGGGAGGGAUAAACACUAGGUGUUCUUAAUUUUUGAUAGGUGCUGUUUGAGAGUAGUUUUUUAAACAUACAAAAGUAGUGUGGGUGUUGUUUUUUCAAGGGCACACAGCAAAAGACCAAGUCAAGAACUGAUGACAUUCCUUCAUGUGCAGCUUGCUGAGGCUAUUAAUCUUCAGGACAGGUCCCUAUCAGCACAACUGCAUGAGACAAUAAGAAGCGUUAGGGAGCUGCCACCCCAUAGGUAAAUUGUGUAUGAUAAAUUAUGUAUUUGUAUGUAUUGGCCAAAUAUAUUUUUACCUUCAUUUGUUUCUGGAAUGAUAAGAAGAUGGCAAUGUUGUUAGUGAGUUUGAAAAAAAAAAUCACAUUUGCACCAGACAUAAAAUCUGACUGCAAGUAAUCCAUUCAGUUUUACAAUUCUGGUAGGUCAAGUCUGAGGCUUGCAUGUUUCACACCGUACCAAAAGUCUGUGCAUUUAGGUGAUCUGUUCACACAGACCCAUGCUAACUGUAUGAAAAUUUAUACAGCUAACCGUUCUAAAAUGAAUGCCAAAAUAGAAGUCCAGUUUGUAGCCAGUGCAGUCGAGAAUUAUUUCGACCGGCAUGGUAAGAACAGACCUGAACAACUUUGUCAUCUAAAUGUUUAAAAUAGCAAGGAUACAUUUGUUUGAAUGGGUAAUAACUCAUCGUCCAGGACUGUGUGAACGUAACUGGAGUUAACAAGCCUAGUACAAAGCCAAUGCUACAUGUACGAGGUGUCUAAAACUAAGAACCUUCUAUUUACACACAAAAGAAAACCCAUUUCCUUAUUUCAUGUACCUGUAUAGCAGGGUGGUAACUACAUGUAAUAACUCAAAUUUAGUUUUUUAUGUGUAUGUUAUCACGUCAUGACAGAUCUGUCAUUCCUUAAAACAGUUCACAAUUUUUCAGCAUUAAGUAUUCUUUUCACAGCUGUUCUAAACUGUUAGAUGCUCUGGAAGAGGAGUACAAGUCAAGGUCACCAUACCUGGCAUAUCUAAUCAAUGCCCAUCAAGGUUUAUUAGCAACCCAUUCUCACUUGGAGAGAUUAGUGGAUAGAGUGGAAAGGUAACUAUGUCUGACUCUCCUUGCUUUGUCUAGAAAAGUGGCUAGAUUUCAGAAUGUCCUGUUUUGAUAUUUCAAAACUGCGGUCCUCUUUAUCGUUUCAAAAAUCACUAGUCCUGCAAAGGGGAUGCCAUCAUGCAAGAUGUAAAUUAAAAUAAGAAUUAAAUUAGAUUAAUAACAUUAAAAAAAUGUCCUACAAUAGAUAAAACUGAUAAAAAGAAUAUCUACAACAUUGACUGUUGUUCUUUAGUGGCUAAAAUACUCAAUAUUAACAUUAAUUUCUGACUCAGAAACUCAAGUAAGAAUGAUUGAUCCUCACACUAUCGCAUUUGUCCACAGGCUAACAGAGAUAAUGUGUAACUUCUACGGUCAUGUGACUGUUGGCCCAGGAAUUCUUGACUUUUAUUGACUUGGCAUUACACUGUAAAUAUAUUUUAUCCAGAGGAAUGAGGAAUGUGAUCGUUUGUUUUACUCAAUUAGUCUUACUUAUUUUAAGACCAAGAGCAAUAAACACCUCUAGUCAUUGGUAUUCCUCUUUGUUCUGUGUCUUUGAGAACAAAAUUUUGAUAUUUGAGAUGGCGGGAGCAACGUUUUUGUCCCGUUGGAAGUGGGCUGUAUACUCCAAAAUUGCUUUCUGGGAAUGCACACCUAACAAUAUAAUAGAAACUAUAAAACUCUUACAAGUCCUCUCUGUGGGGGUAAUGUGAUUUGGUAGGCAUGCAAAUCCAUUUCUUGUUAUCAGUAAUGGCUGUUAGAUUUCACACACCACAUUAUGCCAUAAUUUUUGUUUUUUAGAGAUAUUUCCUUAAUGUACACAUUAGAGAGUUUUAGAUCCGAGUUUACCGCAAACCUCUAACCGCUGGAGGUCACGUGACAAGUCUUUCACGUCACGUUUGAGGUUUACGACGUGCGUUUUCAACGUGGGGAGGUAGGUUUUCACGUAUGUCAUUUACCUGGAAGAUUUUAGCGUAUAAUUCUUGUUUCAUCCCACGUAAUGAUACAAAAAUCUUUUGGAGCAAGUCUUUAUCCAUUACCAGAGGCACAAAUUGGGGCGAAAUGCUAAAUUUUAAAAAUCCCAUUGGAUCUUGAAAACAAAUACCAUUCAUGGCUGCUGAUUCAAAAUGGCUGCCGUAAUUUAAUCCACCGCCAAUCUAAAUCGAAUUAUGUUUGAACGUCGAACCGCAAACGGGUAACCGCAAACCGCGGUUAGAGGUUCGCGGUAUACUCGGAUCUAAAACUCUCUAUUAAUAGCUUAUUUUUCUUUGCAAUUUGAAACGAGAAGGAACUGGAACCAAAGGGCAUCCCGCAAUGGUUUGUGGGAUGGUUACUGGGGAUACGCCAGUCAGCUAUUGGUCAAUUUUUCCCCUGCCCAUGGUAACAGUCCCAGAAGUCUUUUCGAAACUUAACUUGACCCAGUUUCCUUCUCCUUUGUUAAGUGGUGAAUGUUGUUCCUAGUUUUUUUUUUUCGUCUCCCCACCCCUGAAGGAGCAAGGGAAGAUCACUCCGGGGGGGGAGGGGGGGCGGAGAAGAGAUACCUCGAGGGAUGAGAUUGAUUCUUUUGUUCUUUCUCCAACAGGGACAAAAUAAUUUGCCGAAAUUACUUCAUUAUGACUUGUGUGAAGCUGUUUCUUGAGUCCAAAGAGAAGGGAGAGAUCAAUGCUUUCACCUCCGAUUUUCAGUCUUUACCCACGCCAGAUGAAAAGGUUUGCAAAGGAUAAUUUCAUGGAGCAUUUCAAACUUGAAUGUAGACCUGGUCUUGCUUGCCUUUUCGCAGCCAAACAUGAUAAAAAAGACAUAACAACUUAAUGAUUUCUGUGUUUUUAGUUUGUGGACAAGUACUUUCAAAUGGUUUCUAUUUAAGGGGAUUUUGCCUAUAGAAUCAAAAGGAGAAACCACUAUGUACCUCAUAGCUCUCAAAACUUUAAUUACUGCUCAGUAGCUUGUACUUGAAUGGUGGCGCUAAUAAAAAUACUGAUCUGCGGAAGUUCACAUCAGUCUUUGGCAUAAUUUUAAAACUUAACGUGUUUGUUAUUGUGAAGUGCAAUCAAAAAACCCAUUUUGUUAUUCAUUUUUUCAGUGUGAUUUGCUUGAAGAUUUCCUGGAGAAGUUAGCUGAUGAAAUGAGAAACCAUCCCAUUUGGACAGGUACAGUGUUUUUUACGCUCAUGUAGGAAGGUUGCAUACUCGUUCCUAGUCUCUCCUCAGUCAAAUUUGAUGAAGACACAUUGCAUCAAGGGAAGCCCUCAUCCAUCCCAGGGCCCUUUCCCAGGCAUUUUGAUGCUUAUUCUUUCGACACCAAUAAUCAAUCAAUGAGUACGUUUCUUAGUUUCUAGUCAACCAAUCAAAAACCAGGACAUUCAUCGACCUAAGAAUAACUAGAAAACUUGAGAUUUUUCCUGUGAAAAAGCAUAAUUCGGUGCACGCUACGCUACUCGAACAAGUUUGCAAGUAAGGUAAGUAGUACUCUUAGCUACUUGAUGCUGUAGAAACUAAGAUGCACUCCAGCUAUGCCGAGAGUCUCAGUGAUGCAAACGCUGUGCCCUUUCACGUUAUCACUAUGUGUGCCAGUGUUUAUGAAGCCUUUUUUAUGAACUUGAUCGACAGGUGCGAGUGAAGAGCAGCUGCAAGACACCUGUGUGGCAACGGAACGAGCUAUCAUGAGCAGUAUCUUCAAAUACGCAUUUUACCCAAAUGGUGAAGUAGACAUGGAAAGAGAUAGGUGAAGAAUUCUGUUGUUGAUGCAAUGAAACAGCCUUGCCUGUUUAGAGUAUCACUUUGUGUUACUGUAUUAACCCUUCCAAUCCCAAAGUGAAUGAUAGAGUCUAGUUUUUGUCUGCGAUGUAACCAUUCAAAUGAAACUUACGUCUUCAUUGGUACUUUCACUUAGUACUGCUUGAUUGUCUAGUACGUGCCUCUAGUAUUUGAGGUUGUGGCUGUGGUGUGAACUUUCAAAUGAAAUCUCUUUGGCAGCACUUUCACAUGGCAGCAUAAGUUUUCAGAAUUUUACAAAAUGAAAUUUGGAAAUUUUGUUGAAUUUUGACUUUGCGAUUUGAGCACUGAAAGGAUUUAACAAAGGGUUUAACACCAAAGAAAAGUGUCUUUGUUUCUGUACGGUCAAAGUGUCUGUUGUUUGAAAAUGUCACUAGGCCCCCAUGCAGGAGUUAAUUGUAUCAGCACUCAGUACUAAAUAAACAGCUGCGCAAGAGAAUAUUAUUACAGAGUAAACAGUAUAAACAUUUUGUCGAAAUAUCCAAGUGUUUAAUACACGAAUAGAAAAUAGCAGAAGUAAUCCUUUCUCAAGCGGUAUGGUAGGCUAAAACAGAGAUGUUGAAGACUAAGAGAGGUCGGUCGCAUCUGUAUCCCUAUUAUUGUUAUUGUCCAUUUUUAACUGUUUGUUCCUCAAAUUUCAGAACAUUUUAUGAACACGUGACCAACCUGCAAAAGAAGAUUCAUCUUAACCACAAGGCUGUGCGGGUGGCAAAGGUGUGUGUGACGGAUAUGUGACGAAAUUUCAUUUCACACUUUAGAAGACUUUCCUUCGUGCUGUCAGCAACUGAGCUCACAUUGUGGUUAGCUCCUCCUAAAAAUAAUUCUGCCGUUGGUAUACGAUUUAAUGAUGCCUAAACGAAAUUGCACUCAUUUUAGACAUCCUACUAAAGAAUCGUUAGGACAUUUAGAUAUUGCAAGAGCAACGAUCUUUUAUGAUCUGCCGCCGCCCUCCUCCUCAAAUAUAAUGAAGAAUGUAGGUAAAUACACAGGGAGUGGUUACCUAUUCUCCCGUCCCGGAGGCUGAUGUUAAAAGUGAUUGACGGUCAUCGAUUGUCGGUCAUCGUUGGUUUUAAACCCGGGGGUGAGGGGGGGGUACUUGGGUUAAUUUUUGCUGGGUAUGUGCCGCUGGCCUCUCAGAGUCCCUACCCCAUUAUAGUCUAUUCUGUGGCCGAUUAUAGACCCCCUCUUAGUCACUUUUGGACAAAUAUGUAAUUUUCGCGAUCCCAACUUAGUCACUUUCUUUUUAUGUAUAUGCCUUAUAUUGAAUGAAGAACACUCUACUUCUCACCUACAAUGCAAACAUUCUGGUACGUUUGCUAACCGUAAAUGUGAAAAACUGUCCUACACCAAAAAUCAGAAAAUGUGCGACCCCAUUCUAGUAAUUGUAUCGAAAAUGCGACCCCAUCCAGCGGCACAUCCCCAUUAGCCUCUUAUAAGGAAGUACCAUCCCCCCCCCCCGGGAUUUUAAAAGACAGGAAAAAGUUAUACCCCUUUUAUCACGUUCGUGCGAUUUUAAUCCAGCUGGAAAUUGGGAUUAUAAGUUUUUGAUGGAAGGAUAAAAACUGUUGUAUCCCAAGAAAAACCUCUCAGAGCAAGGACGAAAAUUAACAAACUCAAUCCGGACAUUGCGUUAAUUGCUUUCGAGAAAUGACCAGAGGUCACAUUAGUAGAGGUGUGGUUUGUCACUACUGCGCGACCCUUGUCCCUCACUCUGCCUGAAGGGUGAAUUCCUUUGCCCAUUCUAACAAGCAAGUCGCAAACAACUGUCUAGAAACAAGGGCCUGGCAGCCAUUUUAUUUAAAAACUUAUGACGUGAACUUGUCAAUGUUCUCAUAAGUUUCGUCGGCUUUCUAGCGGUAGGAUCGGCCUCGGUUCACUUUAUGGCGCCCAAACGCGAAACCGCGAGGUACGAAAACUCCAAACUACUUGGUACAAAAGAAGGGAACUUAAAGCCCCACUUGCAGCAAUCAGCCGAAUGUCUUGAACUUUGUUGGCUGAGAUUCGCUGAAACUAAGAAUCGCUAAACGUAAAUAAAUCAAAAGCUAAGUGUAUGAGGGAAGUGAUGACCGAGACUGAAUCAAUUCUUACCCUCGCCCGGACCCCUUCUUCUGGUCCGUGCAGGCAAAAUGCUGCCUCAUACCAAGGGGGUUUUUGGGAUUUUCGUCUGUAGUCGCAGCUCAAAGGAAUGGGCCUUCCCACGCGCCUUUGCGCUUUUUAAUCUUCCCGAUGCAUACCUGAAAUUCCCAUGACCGCUUGUGCCGCAACUACCAUAGGAAAAAUCAAGGAUGUCUUGGUACGAGGGGGGCAACAUGGCUAUAUCUGCCGAAUCCGCGAUGCUAACUGUUUGAAAUGCCAUUAAUUCUUUCCAAUUGUGUGUUUGGUUUUUUUUGUGCUGCUGUUAGAUGUACCGGAAAGAGGCGCCUUGGGAAUCUGCUCAGAAGGAGUUACUCAAGAUUAAUGCCUACAAGGUAACUACUAGUACCGAAUUCUGGCGAAAUAAAUAAUCGUUGCCUGUCAAUGGUGGGCAUUACUUUUAACUGCCGUAAAUGCAGUGUCAUUAAAUAUGAUUAUUAUUGAUUCAAAAUAUUUCCCCAAUUCGGUUUGGCUAAAAGCACACGCAUAAUUCACCAUAAUCAGUUACUGAUGACCAAAUUUGGAAGAAUUUUGUGUUUACCGAGGAAGUGACGUCAAAAAUGCGCCUUCUACAGGUUAAGGCACCGUUACCGAGAAUACUUGGGGACGAAGUUGAGUUGUUUUGGUCGUGAAAAAAAAUGGCGGACAUCUCACUCGUUUCAAGAGUAAGAACUACAGCUAACACCCUCCUUGAUCUGCUUAAUUCUCCAUAUCCUACUCACCCCCUUUCAUUAAUUGCUAAAUAAAUCACAAAACCAGGAGAUUUACUCAAAAUGACGAAAAGAAUUUUCGUUUUCUUUUGUCUUUCCGUUUAGACGCCUACUGACAAACUGAAGUGCGUCAAUCGAUGCUGCGCCACUAUUAUGAACCUCCUGUGUAUGGCGAGUGAGACGAGCGUACCUGGGGCUGACGAAUUUGUUCCAGCACUGGUUUAUGUAGUGAUCCACGCCAAUCCACCUGGUCUUCUCUCCACGGUGCAGUAUGUAACUAACUUUUACGAAGAACAGCUUAGUGGCGAAGAGGCCUACUAUUGGAUGCAGUUUUGUGCCGCCAUUGCCUUCAUCAAAACUUUGAGAUAAAAAAAAGAAGGAUUCUCUACAAAUAUCGCCACUUGUGCGAAAGGUUAUUAAAAGCCCUCAAGAAGGUUGAUUUGACCAUGCCUUCGUGGAUUUCCUAGGGCUUAGCCCUGUUUCAAGUCCUCUACAGCGAAGAAAUGGAUCUUUCAAGUUUGACUUUGACAAAUAACCAAUCAGAUAAUAAAGCCAAUGCACGUGACAUUUCUCGACCAAUGAGGAUUUGACGUGAUUUAAACUUUUGCUGAGGAUUAGAAGUUUGAAAGCCAUGGAUCAAGCCAUGUGGACGAAAGUCUUUUAAAGUGCGUCUUUUAAAGUAGAUAUUAAUUCGUUUUUGUAUGUAGUUAAUUUGUCAGACGUUUAAUAUAAUCUUCAAGAUGGUGGGUCAUUGUUAGAUUCUCACUAAAGACCUUUUAAGUACUUAGAAGUUGAGUUUAACUAAGAAACAUAACUUUGGGGGAUACGUUUUCUAUGUUUUCUAAACGAGCUAUUGUAUUGUGUGCUUGUCAUUGGGUUUCCGGUUUGGUGCCGGUCUGCUGUAGACUUACAUCACACGUGACGUCACAUCACAGGUGACGUCAGUAAAUGAAAUGGAAACGCUACCCUAUUCCCAUUAACCAAUUUUUACAUUUCCCAUAGUACACCUCGUUUUCCCCCAAAAUUUUGCAUAGACGUUGUCUUCAAUUUCUCUUGGGACAACUGGAAAUACCCAAGAGAAAUUUUACA